Molecule: messenger RNA, 4653 nt
Organism: Trichosurus vulpecula (common brushtail)
Lineage: Eukaryota; Metazoa; Chordata; Mammalia; Diprotodontia; Phalangeridae
Gene: NPC1L1
Product: NPC1 like intracellular cholesterol transporter 1
Exons: 19
Coding region: 61-4047 (1328 amino acids)
Cellular component (GO): membrane
Molecular function (GO): lipid carrier activity
Source: RefSeq, a predicted model, not a curated record
UGUCAGCUUCCCUGAGCUGCCCCUCUGCUCUCUUUACUUGGUCCCUUACUUGGCACUGAGAUGGCAGAGCCUGGGCUGAGGGGGCUGCUGCUCUUGGUGGUCCUCCUGCAUUUGGUCCAUGCAGAGAGCUACACUCCUGAGCGGGGAGCCUACAUGUGUGCCUUCUAUGACGACUGUGGGGAAAACCCUGAAUUGUCCAGCAGCCUCAUCCCGCUGUCCAACGUGUCUUGUUUAUCUAAUACUCCAGCCCGCAAACUCAGUGGGGACCAUUUGCAGCUCUUGAAUGAGAUCUGCCCUCGGCUGUACCAAGGCCCUGACUCUACUUAUGCCUGCUGUUCGGUCAAACAGCUAUUGGCUCUGCAGAGUAGCCUGGCAGUGACCAAGGUCCUUCUCAACCGCUGCCCAGCCUGUUCUGAGAACUUUGCCAGCUUGUACUGCCAGAACACCUGUAGCCCCAACCAGACUGUUUUCAUCAAUGUGACCCGCAUCUCUGCCAUUGCAGGGACUAACCUCUCCAAGGUGCUGGCCUAUGAUGCUUUCUACACAUACAGUUUUGCAGAGCGGGCCUACAAUUCCUGCAGCAAAGUGCAAAUCCCUGCGUCCGGCAGCUUGGCUAUAGGUACCAUGUGUGGAGUCUAUGGAUCUGAUCUCUGUAAUGCCCAGCGUUGGCUCGAUUACCAGGGUAACACAGGCAAUGGGUUUGCUCCUGUGGAACUUGGCUUUCAUCUCUUGCAGCCUGGCCAAGUCCCAGGGGAUGGGAUGGAGGCCCUGGAUGCAGAAAUGUGGGGCUGCAAUGAGACUCGGGGUAAUGAUUCUGAGGCGUGCUCUUGCCAGGACUGUGCCGCAUCCUGUCCUGUUAUUGCCCACCCUCCCAUGCUGGAUUCAACCUUUCGAAUAGGGAGGAUGCAUGGUGGGCAGGUCCUGGCGAUCCUCCUCUCUGCUCUCUUCAUCUCAUUCUUCACGUUCCUUGUGGUUCGUCUCUGCCUCAAAAAAAAGGACCGAACGCCCAAGAAGGACACAGGCUGCUCUCACCGGGUCAGCCGCUUUGCUCACAUCAUCCUUGGCAACCUGUUCCAGCGUUGGGGCACGUGGGUGGCCUCAUGGCCAAAGGCGGUUUUGUGUCUCUCUAUAGCAUUGGUAGUGGGACUGUCAUGUGGUAUGGUCUUCCUGGAGAUGACCACAGAUCCAGUAGAGCUGUGGUCAAAUCCCAAUAGCCAGGCCAGGAGGGAGAAGGAAUUCCAUGACCUCUAUUUUGGGCCUUUCUUACGCACCAACCAAGUGAUCCUGACAGCUCCCGGCCAGCCUCGUUACACCUAUGAUUCCCUGCUUCUGGGACCCAAGAACUUCAGUGGCAUUUUGAACGAGAGCUUGCUCCUUCAGCUGCUAGAGCUACAAGAAGAGCUGAGGCACAUAGAGGUCUGGUCAGAGGAAGAGCAACGUAACGUCUCCCUGAAGGACAUCUGCUAUGCGCCUCUCAACCCCCAAAAUCCCAGCCUGGGGGACUGCUGCAUCAACAGCUUCCUGCAGUACUUCCAAAGCAGUCGUGCCAACCUUCUACUCACUGCCAACCAAACCCUGACAGGGCGCACGGCGGAGGUGAACUGGAGAGACCACUUUCUCUACUGUGUCAAUUCCCCCCUCUCAUUCAUGGAUGGCACGUCCUUGGCUCUGAGCUGCAUAGCUGAUUAUGGGGCUCCUGUCUUUCCUUUCCUUGCUGUGGGAGGUUACACAGGGCAGGAUUAUUCUGAUGCUGAGGCUCUCCUCCUGACUUUCUCUCUGAACAAUUACCCUGCUGGGGAUCCCCGCCUGGCGCAAGUUCAGCUCUGGGAGAACCACUUUCUGAAGGUGAUGAGAGACUUCCAGGACCGUACAGCAGGCACCUUUGAAGUUGCCUUCAUGGCAGAGCGUUCUCUGGAAGAUGAGUUAAGUCGCACCAUAGUCGAGGAUGUGCCUGUCUUUGCAAGCAGCUACGUCAUUGUCUUCCUGUACAUUUCUCUGGCCUUGGGUAGAUACUCCAGCUGGUCCCGUUUGUUGGUGGACUCCAAGGUAACUUUGGGCCUAGGUGGAAUCCUGGUGGUGCUAGGAUCUGUCCUCUCCUCAAUGGGCUUCUUCUCCUACUUGGCCGUCCCCACUUCUAUGGUGAUCAUCCAAGUUGUUCCCUUCCUUGUGCUUGCUGUUGGAGCUGACAACAUCUUCAUCUUUGUUCUUGAGUAUCAGAGGCUGCCCCGUCUCCCAGGGGAAAAACGGGAGGCACAUAUUGGACGAGCCCUGGGCAGCGUAGCUCCCAGCAUGCUCCUUUGCAGUCUCUCUGAGGCCAUCUGUUUCUUCUUUGGUGCACUGACACCGAUGCCAGCUGUGCGCACUUUUGCUCUGACAGCUGGUAUGGCGAUUAUAUUUGAUUUCCUGCUGCAGAUAUCAGCUUUUGUUGCCUUGCUCUCCCUGGACAGCAAAAGGCAAGAGGCCGGCCGCAAGGAUGUUUGCUGCUGUGCUCGGCCCAGUAAAUUGCCUUCCUCUCAGGAGGGUGAAGGUCUCCUACUUCACUUCUUCCGCAAGUUUUAUGCCCCUUUCUUGCUGCAUGGAUUCACCCGGGUCAUUGUGUUUGGGCUCUUCAUAGCCCUGUUUGGUGUGAGCCUCUAUUACAUGUGCUACAUCGAGGUGGGGCUGGACCAGGAGUUGUCACUACCCAAGGAUUCAUAUCUUCUGAAUUACUUCCUGUCCCUGAACCAUUACCUUGAAGUUGGAGUGCCUGUUUACUUUGUGACCACUUCCGGCUAUAACUUUUCGAGCUUGGAUGGCAUGAAUGCUAUCUGCUCUAGUUCGGGCUGUGAUACUUAUUCCCUUACCCAGAAGAUCCAAUAUGCCACAGAGUUCCCUAAAGAGUCUUAUCUGGCUAUCCCAGCUUCCUCCUGGGUGGAUGACUUCAUUGACUGGCUGUCACCCAUCUCUGAUUGCUGUCGUCUUUACAGAGAUGACUCCUUUUGUCCUUCUACUGAAGGUACCUUUACCUGCUUACGGAGGUGUGUAAGCGCUGCUAGCACUACUCGGCCCACAGAGGAGCAGUUCUACAAGUACCUGCCUUGGUUUUUGGAAGACAAAGCCAAUACCAAGUGCCCGAAGGGGGGCCUGGGAGCUUAUGAUGGUUCUGUGAACAUUAGUGCAGAUGGUGAGAUAGUAGCUACCCGGUUUAUGGCUUACCAAAUGCCCCUCAAGAAUUCUCACGAAUAUACAGAAGCUCUACGGGCUGCCCGGGAGCUGGCAAAAAACAUCACAGAUGGCUUGCGGAAAGUUCCAGGGACUGAUCCUAACUUUGAAGUCUUCCCCUACACAAUCACCUACGUGUAUUAUGAACAGUACCUGACCAUCGUCUCAGAGGGGCUAUUCAUUCUGUUUCUCUGCCUCAUACCCACAUUUGCUGUCUGCUACUUCCUGCUCGGGAUGGACCUCCGCUCUGGCUUACUCAAUCUCUUCUCCAUUAUCAUGAUCCUUGUGGAUACUGCAGGCUUCAUGGCAUUGUGGGGCAUCAGCUACAAUGCUGUGUCCCUCAUCAAUCUGGUCACGGCUGUGGGUAUCUCAGUGGAGUUUGUUUCCCACACUACCCGCUCCUUUGCCAUCAGUACUAAACCCACUCGGCUGGAGAGGGCCAAAGAAGCCACCAUCGUUAUGGGCAGUGCGGUGUUUGCUGGAGUGGCCAUGACCAAUCUCCCUGGCAUCCUCAUUCUGGGCCUCGCCAAGUCUCAACUCAUCCAGAUCUUCUUCUUUCGUCUCAAUUUCCUCAUCACCAUCUUUGGCAUGCUGCACGGUCUCAUCUUUCUGCCUGUGCUCCUCAGCUAUUUUGGGCCAGAUGUCAAACCAGUUCUGGUCCUGGCAGAACAGCAAAUAAAAGAGAAGACCAUGGCAAGCAUGGCAAACCCUGUGAAGGAAGCUUCUUUCUCAAAGUCUCCUCCUUCAUUCCAUCCUGACUUGAACUCCUAUACUAACUGGAAUUUUGAGGCUGAUAUGACCAAGCUUCCCAGUGGAACCAAAAUACGUGAACGAACACCUCUUUGAUGGUACCAAAAGCUGUCUAGUCCAUGGCUCUGUCAUUCAGAGCAUCUCACCAAAUCACAGAAUCACAGAAUUAGUUGGAAGGGCUUUACGGUCCAGUGAGUCUAAGCAGUACCUAGGCAGGAAUCCAGACUACAACACCUCAACAAGUGGUCAUCUAGUCUAUGCUUGACCUGAAGCAUACCAAUGAGAAGGAAACUGCUGCCUCAGGAAGCAUACCUUUGCACUUUUCCAUCCCACUAAUUCUUAGGAAGUUUUUUACUUACUUCUUUGUAAUACCUGCCCUGCUGCAUCUUUCAGUCACUACUCCUAGUGUUUCCAUUUUGCAGUCACCAGAAAACAAGCUGAAUCCCCCUUCUACAUCAUAGCCCUUCAAAUACUGGGAGACAGUAGUCUCCUCAGUCCCUUCAGCUAAUCCCCAUAUGGAAUGGUUUCCAGUCCCCUUACACCUUUGCUCAUUCUUCUCAAGAUAUACCACAGCUCAUCAAUGUCCUUCCUAAAAGUUGGUGCUCAGAGCUGAACAUUGUGGACUGAAUACGAUGAAGCCACCUUCUUUUCUGCAUUUUUCCUAAGGCAGCCAAAUAUCAGUAAACUUUUUUUUUUCCUGAA